Messenger RNA from Mya arenaria, 3402 nucleotides. RefSeq names its product D-beta-hydroxybutyrate dehydrogenase, mitochondrial-like. Bases 392 to 1579 code for a protein of 395 amino acids. Gene Ontology annotation, molecular function: oxidoreductase activity. Lineage: Eukaryota; Metazoa; Mollusca; Bivalvia; Myida; Myidae. The record is from RefSeq and is a predicted model, not a curated record. The transcript has 7 exons.
CCAUAUUUAUAGCACUGAAUUUGGUUUUUAAGAAUUUAUCGUAUGCAUAGUAAAUUAAAGCCAUUUGCUAAUGUGAUUGACAAAUUUUAAUGUACAUUCAAGUCAGAUAUGUACUAUAUAUCUUUUAUUGCUGCCUGAUAAUCCAACGUAUAUUCUAGUCAAUCCUCAUACUAUUGUUUCAUUGUUGUAAUGUUAACCAGUUAAAGUUUUAUAUUAAAAUUAAAAGCUCACUAUUAUUUUCAUCAUGUGUGUAUAUAAUAAACCUUCACAGGCAAAGAAUUAAAAUCAUAUCAUCAAAAAGUAUCAAUUUGGUCAGGACCAUUGGAUAUUAGGUCCGGACCAGUAGAAAAUAUAUCUACUAGUCCGAAUGGACCAGUGGAUUUAAAAGUUAAUGUCAAGCCCUGUUGCCAUUUUAUACUGUGCUGUAGCAACUGUUUUUGACAGGUGGAGCACUCUCAUGAAAGCUAGUAAGAUCACAAUGAAGUUUAAGCAGUGGAUUGCAUGGCACUUAUUCGAGCUGGGUUACCUGGCUGUGUUGGCUGUUCUCCCAUUUAUCGCAGCUAUCAAAAGCGUGGCUACAGUGCUCAUCUCCGGUCUCCUCCUGAUUGCCUUUAUAGCAGUGAUCAGGAAGAUAACAAGAAAACUUGUGGACGUCGAUGGUCAAACUGUGGUUAUAUCCGGAUGUGAUACAGGUUUUGGGCAUGCCCUGACAAAGCGACUGGAUGCCCUGGGUUUUACGGUGAUUGCCGGAUGUCUGGAUGAUGGUGGUGAGGGUGCUAGCAAACUUCGCAAGUGGAGUGACUCUGGCAGGAUACAUGUGGUGAAAUUGGACGUGAGGAGUGACGAGUCUGUGCAAUCCCUGGUCAAAUAUACAAAGAAGCAUAGUGAGAAAGGCGUGUGGGCUGUAGUGAAUAAUGCAGCUGUGAAUUUUCUUGGCGAUGUUGAACUCUGUACAAUGGACCAGUAUAAAAGCAUCGCAGAGGUUAAUCAGUUUGGGGUGAUCAGGAUGACCAAGGCUUUCCUUCCACUGAUUAGAGAAUGCAAAGGUAGAGUAAUAAAUGUGACCAGUGCUAAAGGGCGCAUAAGCCUGCCCAGCAAUGCGGUGUAUGGUGCCACCAAGUACGCUAUCGAGGCGUUCUCAGACGUCCUCAGGCUUGAGAUGAGGAAGUUUGGCGUCAGGGUCAUCAUUGUCGAGCCUGGUGACUUUGGAGGAACUACUGGAAUGCUCAGUCCCAAGUCUCUCCGAUGGUUGAAGAGCCAGAUGGAUGCAAUGUGGGAGUCAGCGAGCCCAGAAAUUCAGGCGGCAUAUGGCCAGGAGUACCAUGACGCUCUUUACAAUGGGGCCGUGUCUGCAGCAAGGGAAGCAGCUAAGUCUAUGGCACCAGUCAUCGAUGCCAUGGAAGAUGCUGUUCUAUGUGUGACCCCACGCAUACGAUAUCUGGUCGACGGAAGUAACAAAAUACUGGAUCUCAAUAAUUGGCUGAUUCGUAUAGGCUGGUUUAUCCCUGAAUCUACGAUGGAUACAAUUUUAGAUUAUAAGUAUAACAAAGGUCUUCCUCAAGUCCGUGCCAACAAUUGAUAACCCAUGGUUUUGUGGAAGGCCAUUUUGUGCCAUUACUCAACAAGCAGGAUUUUGGCAGAGCCAGAGACUUCCACUCUGAGAAAUACACAAUACAUAUGUCAUAUCUUUUUGUAUCUCAAGUGGGAUACCUUAUGCAUUUAGUGUGCUACAAACAAACUUUAAACUCUUUUUUCUAGUCCUCCUGCAUUGUGCAAAUUCAAAUCAAAAUUGUGUUUACACACCCAUCCAGUAUCUUGUUCAUCAAGUAUCUUUUAUAUCCAGUAUAUUGUUGAUCCAGUAUCUUGAUUAUCAAGUAUCUUGAUUUAUCAGUAUCUUGUUUAUCCAGUAUCUUGCUUUACUAGCCGGUGAUUGCAUUAGUUAAGUGUUUUUUGUGCAUGUGCUUUAACUAUUAAAAUGGGCUUAUCAUUAAAGUGUUAUCUUAUAAUUUUAUACACGAUUUGUUUUUGAUUUCUGUAUAAAUAUAAUUGAAAAUAUUUUUAAGAGUGUAUCUGGUUCUUGGUGCUGAUAGUUGAAUUAAAAUGUAUGAAAUUAUUUUUUUCAGUAAUUUGAUAAAGCUGUCUUUAUUCUAUAUCCAAUUUAUACAAGUGUUAAAAUUUAUAUAAGUGUUAUAUGUACAAUUUGUCCAGGAAUAACCUGUCUCAUUUGAUUUAAAAACAAUGAAUUUCAUUGUCAUUUCAAUUUAUAGAUGUAGAUGUAUGCAUUAAAUACAGUCGAAAUCUGUUCGCUCAAUACCCCAGGGACCGGCCAAAAUUUGUAGCCUCGCAAAUAAUUUUGACAAACAGGAAUGCUAACAUGGAGAUAAAAAAAUUGGUCCUAUACAUUAAGUUCCGACUCUACGAGAAUAUUGAGCCAAGCUUUAUCGAGCCAACAGUUUACGACCGUCAGAAUCAUGAGAUUCUUAUUCUCAUACGCCCUUGGUCUCUCCUCUUGUGUAUUGCUUAUGGAAUAUAUUAUCUUUUUUAACUUUACACCGACAGUGCCAUUUGUUAAUAUGCCGGUUAAUGAUUGCAUAUUUAUUUGUGUAUUGUGUGAUUAUAAUGUAUUAAGUGUUCAGGCUUAUGACUCUAACCUCGUGAUCACUGGUAAGAUUCACAUUAACACCCCCUAAAAGUUUCAAUAAGUCAUGAAUUGGUUUUAUUAAGCGGGUUAUUUAGAUGUCUGUGUGUGAAAGUUAACAUAAAUUUUUGGUCUUCUUAAUAAUUUUAAAUCGGCACUGGAAUGUGCCCAGCCUAUUAACUUUAUCGAUGAGAAGACAAAAAAAUAACACUUAUACCAGUUACUUAAGGCUGGACAAAGGAACCUGUCAUGCUGUUAAAAAUUUUGAAACCUUGUCGAGGCAGUUCUAACAAGUACAUAGACUACCAGUAACUUAAAGAUGCAGUUUUACUCACAACUAAGAUUUACCACAAUUAGUACAAUUGUUUUAAUUUACCCAAAAAGGAUGCAUAAUAUUGAAAACAAUGGUUCUUAAGAAGGAUACCAUGUUUAAUUUGAAAGAAAGAUGCAGAAAACAAGGUAUUUGUACCUCAUGAGACAAUAGGUGAUCACUGUAAAUCCCACCAGUCAUUUGAUAUUUGUGUAUUUUCAUUGAUUGAUUUUAAAUACUAGUGUCACUUGAUGCAUACAUAACGAUAUAAUCAAACUCGCCAUCAGCAUGAAAAUUCUAUCAUAUUACAGUACUAAUUAUUAUAUAAAGAUGUUUAUAAGUGUCGUACCAUUUUCAUUUUUGAAAUUGUUCUGAAAUCAUGAAUGAAAUUUUGUAUGUAACAAUCAUUCCUAUAUCUAGUCUGCCAGAGUAAAAAUAAACUUUCUGAAACAUC